This is a messenger RNA of Rotaria sordida, 423 nucleotides long. NCBI's taxonomy places the organism in Eukaryota, Metazoa, Rotifera, Eurotatoria, Philodinida, Philodinidae. The record is from the annotation of a GenBank genome assembly.
AUGUCAUCAGUUUAUGAAACAACUGAUCGACCAAAAGAAUAUAACUCAUCAAAAUUAGAAUCAUUACUUCCCAUAGAAAGUACAUUUUAUAUUAAACCAAACUUUCCUGGUCGAUAUUCUCAUAUUUGCAAUGGAGGAUUUAUCACAUCGAAUAUUUAUCGAAAUCAAGGCAUUGGUAGAAUUAUGGCAUUAGCCUUCAUUAAAAUUACUCCAUUAUUAUGUUAUAAAGCUUCAAUGUUUAAUUUAGUAUUUUCAAAUAAUACAUUUAGUAUUCGUCUUUGGAGAUCAUUAGGAUUUCAAGAAAUUGGAAGAAUUCUAAACGCUGGUUAUCUUAUCAAAAAAAAAGAAACGACAAAACAAAUAAAUGUAGAAAUAGAAGAAGAAUUUGUGGAUGCCAUUAUGUUUUAUUAUAGUUUUACUUGA